Messenger RNA from Fusarium odoratissimum NRRL 54006, 636 nucleotides. RefSeq lists its product as uncharacterized. The transcript has a single exon. Bases 1 to 636 code for a protein of 211 amino acids. The record is from RefSeq and is a predicted model, not a curated record. NCBI's taxonomy places the organism in Eukaryota, Fungi, Ascomycota, Sordariomycetes, Hypocreales, Nectriaceae.
AUGUUUGAGGGCGGUAUCCUCCAGUGGCCUGGUGCUUCUCCCCGUCAGGCUCGAAUCAUCACUCACUACCUAAGGGCCCCCGGCCCCAACUACAAGAUGGUUUCUUGCGAGCCUUUGCCCCAUGAGGAGAGAUUGGAGCAGGAGUUCACCGAUGCUCUAGCAAUCAAUGCUCAAGCAACAUCUUUCAAUCUUCUUGAACUUGCCGGUCUGGCUCUGGCCCACAUGGAGGCGUAUGGAGACAUGAUUUCCCUUACCAGGAUCAUGAUCAAUUUCAUGGCUCAGGGCGAAUGGUACCAGCGAAAUCAGUGCUAUGUUCAAGACUACGUGACUCGCCGUUUCACCUCCACCUACCCAAUGGCUAUGCAUCAUGACCGCAGAGGGUUCGGACACCAAACUGGCGAUCCCCUGAUCGACGGCCUUCUUGGUGCAAUCAACGGCCUCCGCUUCCCUGACUUGCCCUUCCCUUCCUACCCCUCAUCACUACUACUAAGGUCAACCCUUGAGGAGAUCAGGGUCCACUGUAAAGCUGCUGGAUCUGUUACUGAAACGAUUUCGAAUGCUAAUCCCAUUCAAGGUCAGAGAAAGUCAUCUCGAGAAAAGCAGACUUCGCGCAUGCACCUGGAAUAUACACCCUGA